UUUUAUGCCCCAUCCCUGGAACGCGAGUAAAAAAAGCAGAUUUCUCGUUUCCCUGAUAAAUUGUCAAUAACUUUGCCCGUCGCGGAUGCACGUUGUUGUUUUAUUUCGCCAAUAAUAUUGUUUGUUGUGCGCCGCGUACGCGAGUGUGUGAGUGUGUGUUCGAGUGGGUGUGCGUGCGUGUGUGUUUGUGCGGGGGGCCUUGGGUUGCCCCGAAUUGCAAAGAUUGCAAGAAAAGAAAAGAAGAAAACAGGCCAGGGAGAAAGGCCCAAAGGAAAAUUGUGCAAUAGUCGCGAAAAUCGAAGGACUCGCCGCAGGACGACGACAAUGUGAAGCUGCGGGGGGCGGCAACGGUAAUCGGAAUCAACUAAGCGAAUCAUGUGCCUGGCGGAGCAGCCGCUGAAGCCACCCAGUCGGAGCAGCACCUCACCCACAUUCAAUGCCAAGUACAGGCGAAAAUGCCUGCUCCUCCUCACGCUGCUCCUCUUCCACGGCUGCUUCAGCGGACUCCACCGAGCGGCGGCCUUCAACUGCACGGCGCACGGCGGUCGCUGCCAGAACGACGGGCAGUGCCAGGAGGACGGCCAGUGCCUCUGCGCCGACGGCUGGCAGGGACCCGAGUGCCAGUUCUGCGGCGGAAAAGUCCGCAUGUACCACCCGAUGGGCACGAUACACGAUGGAUGGGGAAACUAUUCGGUGAGUGUCAAGUGCAGCUGGCUAAUCGAUGCCAGGCAUCCGCACUGGAACCGCCGACACAACACCAAUCCGUCGAGAGCGGCCAACAUACGGAUCCACCUGCGGGAAUUCGCCACGGAGUGCGGCUGGGAUCACCUGUACAUAUACGAUGGGGAUAGCGUGGACUCGCCCCUUCUAGCGGUCUUUAGUGGCCUCAUGUACCGCGGCAACUUCUCCAUUCGUCGAGUGCCACAGGUGAUAGCCAGAUCCGGCACAGCUUUGGUGCACUUCUUCAGCGACGAUGCCUACAACAUGUCCGGCUUCAACCUCACCUACAAGAUGAACGGCUGUCCCUCGGAUAGCGAUGAGGAGGAGUGCUCGGGCCAUGGCAAGUGCCACGAUGGCGACUGCAUCUGUGAUCCCAUGUACAGGGGCGAAGCCUGCAACAUUGCCGCCUGUCCCAACAACUGCUGGGAGUCCAAGAACCAGGGACAUUGCCGACCCGACCAGGAACGCUGCUCCUGUUACGAGGGCUUCGCCGGCGAUGACUGCAGCCAGAUCAGCGCCCACGGCGCCUGGUCCACGGUCCAUCCGAAGCACUCGCCGGCGCCGGCGGGCAGCGCCUCCCAUGGCGCCACCAUCUGGCGCGACACCCUGCACAUCGUGGGCGGCGAAUCCUACGGCCGGGGGGAGCUAAUGAGCACCUAUGACUUCAAUCGCAACGUCUGGGCGACUGUGCAGCCGGAGGAUGGUGGCGAGGUGCCGGAUAAGCGUUACGGCGCCUCCACGGUGAUGUACGGCGACAAGAUCUUCAUGUAUGGCGGUGUGGUUAAUCACACCCACAAGGGCUUUAAAGGCCAAGGCAUCUCCAAUGAGCUGUGGGCCUUUGAUGUCUCCGCACGAACCUGGUCAAACAUCUCGGUGCGAGGGGAUUCGGCUUGCAACUCCACUGGAGGAGCCAUCGCCAUGUGCGGACCCCUGCAUGUGGCGGGUCACACGGCCACCUUGGUUCCGGGUUACGGGGACAAGCACAACUUCCAGUACAUGAUUGUGAUCUUUGGCCACUCGCCGCAGUACGGCUACCUCAACACGGUGCAGGAGUUUAACUUUGCGACGAGGGAGUGGCGUAUAGUGCCCACCACUGGCUACGUGGUGAAGGGCGGCUAUGGUCACAGUGCCGCCUACGACUUUCUCACCGAAAAGGUCUACGUUUAUGGCGGCAUUGUCUCCGAAAGCGAAUCCAGCCAGGUGCUGAGCUCCCGGCUGUAUGCCUAUGAGCCGGCUACUCGCAUUUGGAGUCUUCUUUCGGCGGCGCCAAGUGCUCGUCUCCUGCACACUGCAAACUUUGUGAACCAGGGACUGAUGAUGGUCUUUGGCGGCAACACCCACAACGACACCUCGCAGAGCUAUGGUGCCAAGUGCUACAGCCAGGAUCUCCUAGUCUACGACGUGUACUGCGACUCGUGGCACUAUCAUCCGAUGCCGGGCCACCUGCAGGCGGAUCUGGCCCGCUUCGGCCACAGUUCGGUGGUGUUUGAGGACUCCCUGUACAUCUACGGUGGUUUUAAUGGUCAGCUGCUGAGCGACAUGCUGCGCUAUCAGCCGGGAUACUGCAGCUACUACACCAAGCAGGAGAAGUGCACGGCAGCGCGGCCGGGUGUAAAGUGCAUCUGGGAUGUGCAGAAGAUGCGCUGCAUUGCCAUCACACAGGUCCAGCGAUCGGCAAUAUAUGGACGCGAGCAGUACGACUACGUGGCCUGUCCGUCGAAGAGUAGGCUCACGCUCACCUCGGAGCUGCUGCAGGAUGUCCACCGCUGCCAGGAGCUGGCCAGCUGUCAGUCCUGCGUUUCCACCGCUUUUGGUUGCACUUACUGCGGAAAUGGUGUGUGCAGCAAGGAGAGGUGCAGGGAAACCACCUCAAUGGCCUCGGUUUUCUUUGAGUCCUCCACGCAGCAGGCAGUUUCUACUGUGAGUCCCCCGCUGAAUGCCAAGCAUUUGGACUCGUGUCCCAUUGCCGAGGAGCAUCUGGUUAGCUCGGUGUGCGAGCAGCUGCACAAUUGUCGCGCCUGCUCGGCCAACCUGGCCUGUCGCUGGGACUCGGAGCAGAACCGCUGCCGCAGCUACACUUUGUCAGGCAUUGGAAUGUCCGCCAACCGGACCCAGGAUGAGGUGGCCUGCUCGCCGGCCUGCGCCACGCUGACCAACUGCCAGAACUGCACGGAGGACGAGUGCAUCUGGUGCCAGAACGAGCAGCGCUGCGUGGAUCGCAAUGCCUACACGGCCAGCUUUCCCUACGGGCAGUGUCGCGAGUGGACCACUUUCACGGCCAAAUGUAGAUCCACUCCCAUGCAAACGACGGCGCUGACUGUGGGCAGCACGACGGCGCUUUCGAGUGCCCAGUGCGGCUACUACAACAGCUGCCAGAUGUGCCUGGAUGAUCCUGCCUGCGGAUGGUGCGACAAUGGCUCCAAUACGGGAUUGGGAAGGUGCGUGGUUGGAGGAGCACUUUCACCCUACGACAAGGAGGAGUGUGCGCUGAAGCACUGGUUCUUCACCUCCUGCCCAAGGUGCAAUUGCAACGGGCAUUCGUACUGCAAUGACCAACAGCACUGCGAACAGCCUUGCAAUAAUCUAACGACAGGAGCGCAUUGCGAAAAGUGCCGCACGGGAUACUGGGGUAAUCCAAUAAACGGCGGGAAGUGCCAGCGAUGCGAUUGCAACGGGCAGGGCGUCUAUUGCCAUCCGGACACCGGGAAGUGCUUCUGCACCACGAAGGGCAUUGUGGGCGAUCACUGCGAGAAGUGCGACUCGCAGAAUCAUUACCACGGCGAUCCGCUGAAGGGCUCCUGCUACUACGAGCUGACCAUCGACUAUCAGUUCACGUUUAAUCUGUCGAAGAAAGAGGACCGCCACUUUACGCAGAUCAACUUUAGGAAUUCGCCGGGCAAGCCGGAGAUCGAUGCUGAUUUUACGAUCACCUGCAGCGUGCCGGCCAAAAUGGACAUCUCGGUGAAGAGGGCCGGCUCGCCGGACAUGCUCAUCCUGGUGGGCGUCAACUGCUCAACCUUCCGUCAUCGCUUCCCCAAGACGGACUACCAAUUUGGGCACUCGCCCGACGACAACAGCUCCCUGACCACCUUCUACGUCUUCGUGCACGACUUCCAGCCGCCUAUUUGGAUUCAAAUUGCCUUCUCACAGUAUCCCAAGCUCAAUCUGCAGCAGUUCUUCAUCACAUUCAGCUCAUGCUUCCUCCUGCUGCUGCUCAUGGCCGCCGUCCUGUGGAAGAUCAAGCAGAAGUACGACAUGUUCCGGCGACGCCAGCGAUUGUUCGUCGAAAUGGAGCAGAUGGCGAGUCGACCGUUCUCCCAGGUGCUGGUCGAUAUCGAAAACCGCGAAAGUAUUGAUCUGAGUCUGACGCUGGAGGGCAUUGGCCACCUGUCCAAAAAACGCAAAAAGGAAUGCCCCAGUCCCAUUGCUUUGGAGCCUUGCAGUGGCAACCGAGCCGCUGUGCUCUCGCUUCUAGUCCGGCUGCCCACGGGUGGCCUUUCGCAAGCGCCGUCGGGUCAGUCCGCUGGCCUGGCCGUGGCCAGCGCCUUAGUCACACUGGGCAAUCCGCGUCGUCCGUCAAUCGAUCAGCAUCCCAAGGAGCCAAAGUCGAAGCGCAAGCAGAGCCAGCACCCAGACAGUUGUACAUAAUAACCGUAACACUAUGCUUACCUACAUAAAGUAAUAAUGAUAACGAUAAUGAUAAUAAUUACGAUAAUAUGUAACUAGCGAAUAGGUACGAGUAUAUAGAAUAUUUGCCCCGACUUUCUUCUACUAACCACAAACAAACACACACACCACACAAAAGGCAAGCUUGCAAGUUGAUAAUCCGCAGUUAUUAUUACUUUAAUGCAUUAGACUAGUAACGAAACGAGAAAGCGAGAAGGAAAGAAACAAAUAAUAAUAAUUUUUAGCAAAAGGACAUAUUUAUAUACGGUUAUAUACAAUUUGAUAUAGUUGAUAGGUCGAGUAGCGUUGCAAUAGUUAUAAAUGUUUAAUUUAUUAUUUAUACCGCGUACGUGUGAGCUAAGUUCGAUGGCAACAGCAGCUGUAUUCAAAUUAUUAAUGUAUUUUUUUUACUUAACCACAUAGCCUAAGCGUGUUGUUAGAAUUUAUUUAUGCAAAUUUUGUGCGCUGCCUCGGCAGUAGCUGCACCAAAAAGCCGCGACAGUGUCAGAGUCAAAAAAGUAAAUAACAAAAAAGACAAAAAGUGAUGAACAAAGCCAGAUAAAAAGCGAUAGAUACAUGUACAAGGAGCUAGGUGACCGAGACAUGCAAAAUACUGUGUUCAAUAAUAGGAAUAUUUCUGUUUUUAAUAUCCGUGCAAAUAUUUACAACGCAAGACAAAGUGGAUCAAGACAUAGAGACCGAAUAAAUGCAAUUGUAAAUAAGAUACGUAAAUUAUGAACGCUAUAUAGUUAGUAGUUAUACAUAUACAAGUAGCUCUUGAUAUGAGGACGCGCCCAAAACAAAUCAAACGAUUAAAUUGUACAUGCAAUCUAGAUGAUGAGAUCCAACAUUUACCAAAAUUCCAAUUAAAUCACAAACUAAUCGUAAGGUUUCCUCUUGGCAGCAAAA
Molecule: messenger RNA, 5295 nt
Organism: Drosophila takahashii
Lineage: Eukaryota; Metazoa; Arthropoda; Insecta; Diptera; Drosophilidae
Gene: dsd
Product: attractin-like protein dsd
Cellular component (GO): Golgi apparatus
Molecular function (GO): protein binding
Source: RefSeq, a predicted model, not a curated record